Endocarpon pusillum Z07020 is the source of this 2214-nucleotide messenger RNA. RefSeq lists its product as uncharacterized. The record is from RefSeq and is a predicted model, not a curated record. The coding region runs from base 1 to 2214 and encodes 737 amino acids. The transcript has 7 exons. Lineage: Eukaryota; Fungi; Ascomycota; Eurotiomycetes; Verrucariales; Verrucariaceae.
AUGUCACCCCCAACUCCUGGUGUAUACUUUGAUGACAAAGAGCUCAUCGACUCUUUGAUGCCAAAGAAUACAUACUUUGAUACCCUUCUAUCUGACGCGUCUUCCAAGAAGCGCCGUCGAUCUUCCACAGACGAUGAAGAGGACCAGACUAUGCCUAACAAGAAGAGACAACAGCAGCAACAUGAUAAUGAAGACGUCUCUGCCAGAACAAAGCGUCAUCGAUCUUCCGAUGAAGUCGAACAGGAUGGGCUUCAUGCGAAUAAGAAGAAACGAAAAGAUUACCAUGAAAAUGUACCGCUGCUCGCAGGAACAAAGCACGGUCGAUCUUCCAUCGGAGAUGAGCAAGAACUGUUGCUUCCUUCUGCAAAGAGGUACAAGUACACGCAUGAACAUGAACUUGUUGGCUCAGCAGAGUUGGCUUCAAAAACUGCUGUAGGGAUCACCGCAGAAGAUGAUGGAAACGAUGACCUGGCAGAAGAUGCAACUACCCUCGCUUCUGAAGAGGGUAGGGGUAUCAGCUCGGAAGGCAAAAGAGAUAAUCCUGACAUGGAAAUUAUAGAAUGCGCAAGCACUACAGCGGCACCUGGAUCCGCCCAAACGAGAAACCCUUCCAAAGUGAAUUCCAGAAUUGUUAAGAACGAGAUUCGGAACAUCUCUGAUGUUGGCCUGGAGGUCCGCAUUAGAGAAGAAUGGAGACCAGCGAUCACGCAUCCUGACUAUGUCAGUCGCCUACCUUCUGCAUCGAUUGACCCUGCCAAUUAUGAGCACAAGCGAGCUUCUGGCAAAGAUGCCAACGAUUUCACUGCAUACCUGGAAAGUCAGCGCACAUGGGGGCCAGAACGAGCCGAUCGGCCUGAUAUUCUCUUUGUAUACAAAAUUCCCAGAAGUGGAUGGAACAGCUCCAACCCUUCGCUCCUCACCUACAAUGAUAAUGGUCUUCGUCGAGUCGUUAUCGAUGUGAUCAACAACAGACCAUUGAAAGCUUUCGACAACCUUCCCGUCACAAUCUCCAAGAAGGUCGAAGGCUGGCUCUUGGAAACCUGGGAACGUCAGAACCGAAAUAUCGAUGUUGAGGAUUUCAUCCAAAGGAUGCGUUUCAACGCGGAUGAUAACGUUUGGAAGAGCAAGAAGUUCAGCAAUGCUUUGACUCAGCGGAAAGAACGUUUCAGAAAUCGUGGAAGGUGUAUUUGCUGGAAAAAGGCCCAGCAUGACCGUGAAUGGGACCGGAAACUCGAAGCGGAGAUGAAGAACAAUGCUACAUGGAUCAAAGCAAACACCACCCGUCACCUUGACGACUUAACAGUCAAAGAAGACAGAGCUCUAGCAGCUGCCACGUUCAUCUAUGGUGGCCACAUGCGGCGUGCUGCUGGUCGCGAGUUGCAGGGAGAUGCAAAGAUCGAAAAGGAAGAAAAUAUGAGAGCCUUGCUUGAUCAGGACGAGAGUGAUGAUGAUGGCCAAGAAGCUGGAACAGAUCUGGAAAGCAGCUUGAGCAAGGUUGCUAAUGCACAAGCAGUUGUGAAUUGCGACAGAUGCGACGUCGAAGCUUCUAGCCUUUCCGAACUCGACACGAAUGAGGACCUGGUACAAACACAAGUCAAUACUGCUCCCGAAGAGGUGCCGCAGCCCCAGGAUCUGACUUCCGGCUUGCGUGUGACUGGAUCAGAGGCUCAGACCCAAGCGAGUGCGACAAAUACGCAGCCCCACUGUUCACCGCCACGAAAGACGCCGGCACUAUCAGAUGCAGAUAUGGAUUUCUUCGACAGCUUGGGACUAGACAUGCUGCCAUACGAAGAGAACUAUGUGUUGCCUCCGUAUUCCAGAAAAGUAAUGGGCGUGUCACGGCAGGACAGCCACCAUAUCGGAGCGAACCCGGUUGAGCUCUGCACAGAGAAUGGUCGAACAAGGUCCAUAAGGGCGUCUACCGGACAGAGGUCGAAGGGCAAGCCGCAGGCGACAAUGUAUCGCUCUGAUGUUACUAAAGAUAGUCGCUAUCCGCCAGCUUCCACGACAUAUGGAUCAUCUGAGUCUGCCGUGUCUGCUGAAGAGCUACCCGACUUUGCGCUCCUGGUAGAUUGUCAAUCAGAUUCGUCCGAAGACGUGCAAAGCUUGGUCGACAUGGACCUCGGUUCGUUGCUUGGCAUUCACCCUAGGAUUGUCGAUUUCAACAUCGCAGAUUAUUAUCCAAACGACCCUGAGAGUUUGGAUCAAGAAUAG